AGUGGAGACAUUUUUGGUAAUAAAAUCGCAGGAGAGCCCCUUCUCUCUAGAGGAAUCCAAGUGAAGGAUAAUCUUUAUAAUAAUUGCUGAAGAGUCAUUUCGUUUGCGCUUCAUCUCGAGGGUUUUUGGGGGAUUGGGCGAAGAUGCAGCAGCAGCAGCAGCAGCCUCCGCAAAUGUUUCCGAUGGCUCCUUCGAUGCCGCCAACUAACAUCACCACCGAACAGAUCCAAAAGUACCUUGAGGAGAACAAGAAGCUGAUAAUGGCAAUCAUGGAAAAUCAGAAUCUUGGCAAGCUUGCAGAGUGUGCACAGUACCAAGCUCUUCUCCAGAAGAACUUAAUGUACCUCGCUGCUAUUGCUGAUGCUCAACCUCCUCCAUCUACCGCUGGAGCUACACCACCACCAGCUAUGGCUUCCCAGAUGGGGGCACCGCAUCCUGGGAUGCAACCGCCGAGCUACUUUAUGCAACACCCACAAGCUUCAGGGAUGGCUCAACAAGCACCACCCGCUGGUAUCUUCCCUCCGAGAGGUCCUUUGCAGUUUGGUAGCCCACACCAGCUUCAGGAUCCGCAACAGCAGCAUAUGCAUCAACAGGCUAUGCAAGGACACAUGGGGAUGCGACCAAUGGCUAUCAACAACAACAAUGGGAUGCAGCAUCAGAUGCAGCAACAACAACCAGAAACCUCUCUUGGAGGAACCGCUGCAAACGUGGGGCUUAGAGGUGGAAAGCAAGAUGGAGCAGAUGGACAAGGAAAAGAUGAUGGCAAAUGAAAAGAUCCAAAGAAGCGUUGUUGCAUUGUUUAUAACUAGGAGGACUUGUGCUUUCUUAUGAGACGACUCAAAAAUGUCUUUUGCAUUAGUUAAUUUUCUUGAGUUACAACAGAAUAUAGACUGUGGUUCCACAGUCCGUGUUGUAAUGGUAUUUGUAUUAUCUAGUUCAAGUUCGGAUUUGGUUUAGAAUAUAUA
Molecule: messenger RNA, 965 nt
Organism: Brassica oleracea var. oleracea
Lineage: Eukaryota; Viridiplantae; Streptophyta; Magnoliopsida; Brassicales; Brassicaceae
Product: GRF1-interacting factor 2-like
Exons: 5
Coding region: 144-770 (208 amino acids)
Biological process (GO): leaf development; positive regulation of transcription by RNA polymerase II; cell population proliferation
Cellular component (GO): nucleus
Molecular function (GO): transcription coactivator activity
Source: RefSeq, a predicted model, not a curated record